This is a messenger RNA of Ilyonectria robusta, 1143 nucleotides long. RefSeq lists its product as uncharacterized. The transcript has a single exon. The record is from RefSeq and is a predicted model, not a curated record. The coding region runs from base 1 to 1143 and encodes 380 amino acids. NCBI's taxonomy places the organism in Eukaryota, Fungi, Ascomycota, Sordariomycetes, Hypocreales, Nectriaceae.
AUGGCCACACUCCUGGUCUCGACCCAGGCCCAGCAGUACCCCUCCGAGGACCUCAUCCUCUGUGACUGUGGCACUGGAGACAACCCAGACCACCCCGAAUGGUCCACUUCCCGCCAGAUGAACUGGUAUAAAGACAUUAAGUGGCCCGAAGAUGCCAAAGCCUUCCCAGAUGCACCCGACAUGCUUGUCGAAGUCCCCUUCAACGAUGGUCUCUACCCCUGGAUUCCAUCUGGCGCCACAGCGAGAAUGCCCAAUAAUGAUGUUUGGACGGCUUACAUCGAGGACGGCACUCCUGACGGAUUCAAGGCCGGCACCGCCGUCACCACCAAGGAAGGCGGCCAGAUGCUCAACUGCUGGGCGUAUCGUGGACGUCCCGUCAGCGCUGCCCUCAACACGACUGUGAACCCCAGUGCUGUUUGCUGGUCCGCGUUUGUCUGCAACCGCGACGAAAGUGCCCCUCCUCCUGGAGAUGCGGGCUCUCAAUCCUCUACACCGACCGCUUCCUCUGCACCUGCAACGUCGUUCUUCUCCACGACACCCGCUACUCCCGUCCCUACCACCGGAGAACCAGCCCCAACCGAGACCCCAAACACCGGAGCUCUGUUCGUCUCCGCCUCAGUCAGCCCCCGGUUCCUCAACUGGAACAGCACUUGGGAGUCGUUCAUUUCCAAAUUCGCUUGGGACCAGACCACUGGCCGCUGUGUUGCCGACCCAGUCAAGGGAGAUGGCUACACCAUCAACAUUGAUUGUGCCGGAAUCCAAAUCGACGCCGACUCCCACAUGACCCUCAUCCUGAUUCGAGCACUUCAUGAUGUCGGCUUGAACAGCACUUUGUUCAACCAGAACCCAGUCGUUCCUGGGCAGAACAGCGGCAACGGAAACCGCACCAACUCAACCAGUUGGGUGGUUAUGCCGGAGUCCUUCAGCCUCCACGCCACGGACAAAUCGGACCAGCACGCCAUUGGUUACCUCAGCUACAACACGACCUACGAUAACUUCAUCAGCGGUCCUUGUUCUACUUGCGAUACAAGCCGAUUCGACUCUGAGUUCUUCGACCCCAUCAUCGAGGCGAUGCAAGGCACCUAUCCUCUCUACAACAGUUACAGCAUCCAGGCUCAGUGCCACCCUUGGAUGGCCUGUUAA